AUGUUCUCCUCGCCCGACACGCCGGGGAUGCCCGAGCCGUCCGACAAGACCGCGUGGGACUUCCUCCCCGAGGGGUGGGAGCACGAUUACGCCGAGUGCGGCGACUGCUUCGCCGAGACCAUCGAAAAGAACGACUUCGCGACGAGCGGUCAGGCGAUGUUCCGCGACGCCCGGGGCGGCGCGCACCGCGUCAAGCCGACCGCGGGCUUCACGCCCAUCACCCAGCUCGAGCACGCGCGACUGGGCGUCAUCACCCCCGAGAUGGAGCGCGUCGCCCAGCGCGAGCCGCACCUCACCGCCAUGCAGGUGCGCGACGAGAUCGCCGCCGGCCGCCUCAUCAUCCCCGCGAACAUCAACCACCUGAAGCACCAGCUCGACCCCAUGGCCAUCGGCCGGGCGUCCAAGACGAAGGUCAACGCCAACAUGGGCGCCUCGCCCGUGUCGUCGGGAACGGACGAGGAGCUCGAAAAGCUCCGCUGGGCCGAGCGGUGGGGGGCGGACACGGUCAUGGACCUCUCGACGGGAGGCGACUUGGACGCGUGCCGCGAGGCGAUCAUCAAGGGCUCGACCGUGCCCAUCGGCACCGUGCCGAUCUACUCGAUGAUCAUCGGCCGCAAGCUCGAGGACCUGGAUGACAAGAUCAUCCUCGAGACCGUCGAGCACCAGGCGAAGCAGGGCGUGGACUACAUGACGAUCCACGCCGGCGUGCGGAAGGACCACAUCCGCUUCAUCAAGAAGCGCCUCAUCGGCAUCGUCUCCCGCGGGGGCUCGCUCCUCGCGAAGUGGAUGCUCGUGCACAACAAGGAGAACCCGACGUACACCCUGUGGGACGAGAUCUGCGAGAUCAUGCGCCGGUACGACGUCUCGUUCUCCAUUGGUGAUGGGUUGCGCCCCGGCGGCCUCGCGGACGCGACGGACGAGGCGCAGCUCCGCGAACUGAUGACCAUCGGCGAGCUCACCCGCACCCUCUGCCACGGCGCGCCGUUCUACGUGCUCGGGCCGCUCGUGACGGACGUCUUCCCCGGCUACGACCACAUCACAAGCUGCAUCGGCGCGACGAACGCCGCGUACCACGGCGCCGCGAUGCUCUGCUACGUCACGCCCAAGGAGCACGUCGGCCUGCCCAAGAAGGGCGACGUGAAGGAGGGGUGCAUCGCGUACAAGAUCGCCGCCCACGCGGCCGACGUCGCGUUGGGCAUCCCCCACACGCGCAACUGGGACGACACGCUCACCAAGGCCCGCGCCGCGCUGCACUGGGAGAAGCACUUCGAGCUGGCCUACGACACGGACACCGCGAGGGCGUACCACGACGAGGACUUGGACGUGGACACGGACUUCUGCGCCAUGUGCGGCCACGACUGGUGCUCCGUGCGCAUCAGCAAGGAGAUCCAGGAGUUCGCGUCGGGCAAGGACGAGGCCUUCCAGCGAGGCAAGCCCGUCAAGACCGGCGCGCUGACCGAAGAGCAGCAGCGCAUCCUCGAGCAACGCGGCGUCCUGAGCCCGGACGAGAUCCACAAGCUCGCGAACAAGGUGAAGGGGAAGCUGUCAGCGGAUGACGACGGCAAGGCGUCCUGCCACUCAGACUACGUGGACGCGGACGAGGCGAAGAAGAUGCAGGGGGAGGUGGUGGUGCAGCUGAAUACGGCGGAGGCGCAUGGGAUUCGGAAAGAGGAUUCGGUGAUCUGA
Molecule: messenger RNA, 1686 nt
Organism: Symbiodinium necroappetens
Lineage: Eukaryota; Dinophyceae; Suessiales; Symbiodiniaceae
Source: the annotation of a GenBank genome assembly